Anarrhichthys ocellatus (wolf-eel) is the source of this 4174-nucleotide messenger RNA. It is a transcript of the gene sema4d, whose product is annotated as sema domain, immunoglobulin domain (Ig), transmembrane domain (TM) and short cytoplasmic domain, (semaphorin) 4D. The transcript is spliced from 16 exons. Bases 224 to 2938 code for a protein of 904 amino acids. Gene Ontology annotation, biological process: positive regulation of GTPase activity; neural crest cell migration; ossification involved in bone maturation. Lineage: Eukaryota; Metazoa; Chordata; Actinopteri; Perciformes; Anarhichadidae. Gene Ontology annotation, cellular component: plasma membrane. The record is from RefSeq and is a predicted model, not a curated record. Gene Ontology annotation, molecular function: semaphorin receptor binding; chemorepellent activity.
GGAGAGGUUUGAAUCCAGUAUCUGGCCCCUAAGCCGCCAUGCUGAACUGAGAGAGAGAGAGACCAACCAAACUUUGUCACGCUGCGACUGCACCGACGCUCAUCUCCGUACACACCGGGACGAAGAGGAGAAACUUCCCCGCGACUGGUGUUGUGACAUUUUUUUCCUGUCCUCUCCCUCGAACCAUUUCCCACUGUGUGAAGGAAAGUGAAAAGGAGUAUUAAUGAAUCAGUAUUCGCCAGCCGACGCCAUGACAGACAAAGGAAACUUCACCGUUCCGAAGUUAUCGGAGUCCAAUAUGGGAUUUGGCGUGCUGGGAGUGUUUCUGGGGCUGCUCCUGGAGGUCUCCACCCACGGACCGCAUGCUGUGCCUCGAACCUCCUGGAGACACCAAGAUUUAGAUCUGAUGGAGUUUUCGGAGCCUGAGAUCUUCAACUACUCCACGUUGUUGCUGAGUGAGAAAAGAGACGCGCUGUAUGUGGGAGCCAGGGAGGCCAUCUUUGAGCUGAGCAAGAAGAAUGUGACGGUCAAAAACAACAAGGUUCAAUGGACAGUUGCGGAAAACCCCAUGGUGAUGUGCACGCAAAAAGGAAAAUCAAAAGAGAGAGAUUGUCUGAACUACAUUAGAGUGCUCCAAGUCGUAGACGAUGAGCGGCUGUAUGUCUGCGGCACGCACGCAUUCCAACCUCAGUGUGACUACUUGAACCUCGCUGACUUUUCGUUGGACGGUCGACCUGAAGAUGGCCGGGGAAAGUGCUCCUUUGACCCGUCGCAAAGCUUUACUACCGUCAUGGUUGAUGGAGAACUGUAUUCAGGGACGUCUUAUAACUUCUUAGGCAGUGAACCGAUUAUUUCCAGAUACUCUCCAUCCCAGUCCCUGCUGAGGACGGAGUACUCCACAUCGUGGCUCAAUGAGCCCAGUUUCGUUUUUGCCGACGUGAUCAGUGACGGGGGAAACAAAGCAGACGGCGAGGACGAUAAAAUCUACUACUUCUUCACCGAGGUGUCGGUGGAGUACGAAUUCUUUGGCAAGCUGCUCAUCCCCAGGGUGGCGCGCGUCUGUAAGGGUGACCUCGGGGGGCAGCGCACCCUGCAGAAGAAAUGGACGUCCUUCCUGAAAGCCAAGCUGGUGUGCUCCAUGCCUGAGCUCAACUUUGUUUUCAACGUAGUACAUGAUGUCUUCAUCCUGAAGGGGGCAGACUUCAGAGACACCGUCAUCUACGGGGUCUUCACCUCCCAGUGGGGUAAUGUGGGCUUGUCAGCAGUGUGUGCUUACAACAUGACAGCUAUGGAAGAAGUCUUCUCCAAGGGCAAGUACAUGCAGAAGGCCACAGUGGAGCAGUCCCACACCAAGUGGGUCCGGUACAACGGCAUCACUCCUUCUCCACGUCCUGGAGCAUGUAUUAACAACCUGAUGCGACGGCAGAACGUCAGCAGCUCCCUCCACCUGCCAGACAAGACCCUCCAGUUUGUGAAGGACCACCCCCUGCUGGAGGACCCCGUCCUACCCAUCGGCAACGGGCCUCGCCUCAUCACCAAAGACGUCAACUACACUCAGAUUGUUGUGGAGAGGGUGCGCGCGCUCGAUAGGAACAUUUAUGAUGUCAUCUUCACUGGAACAGAUAAGGGAGUCCUGCACAAGUCAGUGGUGUAUGAAGGAGAAGUGCACAUUGUGGAGGAGAUCCAGCUCCUGAAGAACUCUGAGUCCAUCAAGAACCUGCUGCUGUCCUCGGAGACACGCUCCCUGUACGCUGGUUCAGACUCCGGUGUGGUCCAGUCCCCCACAGCCUUCUGUGGCCGGUAUCUGUCCUGCGAUGACUGCGUCCUGGCCCGAGACCCGUACUGUGCCUGGGACCCUCACACUGCUGCCUGUGUCAAUAUCUUUGAUGCUCCCAGCCAAAGGCUCAGGAAGCUAAUCCAGAGCCUGAACGGUGACGCAGACAAGUGUCCGUCAGCAUCAAGUCUGUCUCUGAAGGACUACCGACGUGUGACAGUGAAACCAGGCAGCUCUGCUGAGCUGCCGUGCCUGGGACACUCCAACCUAGCCCAGGUGAUGUGGAAAUCCAACGGCUCUGCCCUCACCGAGGCCUCUCGCUUCCACCUCAUAGGCGAGAACAGCCUCCUGAUUUACAGCGUGGCUCCAGAGGAUCAAGGUCACUACGAGUGCUGGUCAGUGGAAUGGGCCCCGGCUGCCGGGAAGAACUUCAGCCGCCUCCUGGCCGGGUACGUCCUCACUCUGGAUCUCCCGCCCAGAGCUCCACACCAGGCAGGCCACGUUGCCACCACCCUCGGCAGCCAGGAGACGUCGAGCUCACAUACAGCCGAAGGUAAUGGUAAGACAGAGAGAGCCCUACUAACGUCGGCCCUUGCUCCUCCCAGCUUCACAGCCACAGUCCACCUCACCUCCCCACCCCAAACUGACUCAUCACUAACCCUGCCGCCCAGCAGCACAAUGAAGUUCCAGCCAAAGCAGCAUCUUCCCCCGAGCUCCAGCGCUCCGCGCCCAGACAGCCGGGACCCAGCGGCUGAGUAUUUGCAACACAACAACAGCACCGCCCUCCUCUUCCUCUUCCUCCUGUUUUUCCUCCUCUUUCUGGCCGCGCUGGCGUACAACUGCUACAUGCAGUAUCUUCCGGCGCCCUGCCUGCGGCUGCGAGCCGCCCUGCUGGGCACUCACAAGAGCACCCAUCAGCCCGAGUAUCGGGCCUGCGAGGCGGGUCUGAUGGAAUCAUCUGCGACCGAAAAAAUUAACAUGACGGAGCAACCGACGCAGAACGGCAGCCAAACCACUCAAAACCUCCGGGCGCUCCGCGACACCGGGUAUGAGACCGAGCCGGAGUGCGGCAACGGUCAGAUCCCAUCCAAGGAGAAACCCUUCGAUGUGGACUGUGAAUCUCAGCCGAUCCAGUUCGCAGAUGCAGAUGAACCUUACUGCUAGCCAGAGGCCUCUGCUCUGCCUUUGUUUCUCUCAGCACAGAGACUAUUGAUAGGGAGAGAGGGGGGGGGGGGGGUCACACUCUUGCUGCAUCUUUCCACGACUCACAAAUCUAAGCGCUUUCCUCUAUAUGAAAGUAUGUUCAGUGUACAGCAUCACAUGAAGUUUAAUCAUCACAAGGCGUCUUUGAGAUAUAACUCCUGUCUGGUCUAGGGUUUAUGACGACAAAGCAAAAACUAUUCACAGAAGCUGCACCCUCUCAGCUUAGUCCAGCAAGAAAAGCUAUUUCUUAAAUUCCAAAUUGGAAACAUUGUUUACCAAAUUGGUAAGUUACUUUGAUGUUUUCCAAAUUGGAGUCAUGUUUUUUCUUUGUACAGCCUGGGGGGAAAAUAGUCUCUUGAAGCUUUUGCAUCUUUUUUCUUUCGGAGCAACAUGUCGGCUAAUGGACUUGAGUCAGCGCUUCGACAUUACGGUCAUUUCUCAGGGAAGAUUUUCUCAGCACGUUCUAGCCUAGCUUUCUACGGUGUUGCCGUCUGCGUCACCUGGUACGUGGUUCUUUAUCUCACCCAGUGAAGUGGCAAUGGCGGGUUUGAAUGUCGGAGAAAGAGAGAGAGAGAGAAAACAAUGAACAAUGCUUAAAAAAAUCAAACCACUGUCUCGUUGUCUUUGAGUGACGAUGUUGAGUUUCUCUGUGUUUUAUUUUAUUUCCUCCCUGUGAAGUCGACAUUCCUACAUGGAUACAACUCUGAUGCUCCUUUGUAUUAACCUCUACUAGUCACUUUCCCUCGUGGUCUCUUAAUGACAUAAAUAUGUUCUAUAUGACGUGAUGCUUGACGAUAUCAAACAUCAGCCCAGUUUAUAGAAAAAAUAUUUUUUUAUUCUUAUUUUUAAUUAAGCCUUCAGUUUUAGAACAUUCUCAGAUAAUUAUUAUUUAAGAUGAGUCGUGUCUGUGGUAAUAUCAUUUUGUCUAUUGUGUAAGUAGUUGUGAUCAUCCUCAUGUUUUAUUUUAUUUAUUACAAAUUUGUUAGUUUUUUUUUUUUUUUUAAUCCCAGCCCAUUAUUCUCCCUCUUGUCUGUGUUGCAUGUCACCCCUUGUUUAGAUUUCCUGUUUUCCUCAAUACUCUCUCUUCUCCCAUCACUCCCUCCCUCACAGUCGCCUCUCCCGUCGACACUUCAUCUUCCCUGCCCUCCUCUGGAAGUAGCACUCCCUCUGCCCUCCCUUCCUCCUCCUCCUCUUCCU